Molecule: messenger RNA, 720 nt
Organism: Blumeria graminis f. sp. triticale
Lineage: Eukaryota; Fungi; Ascomycota; Leotiomycetes; Helotiales; Erysiphaceae
Source: the annotation of a GenBank genome assembly
AUGGACCGCGACGAGUCCUGCGCGCUCAGGAAACGCGCUCCAUGGAUGAUCCUUUGGAAGACUGAAAUGUCGCCCUCUCCUGAUACACAAUCUUUCUCAUCACUUUACUUUUCUUUUGUUCGUAUCCAUCUACCUUCUCUAGACACUCAGACAAUAGAUCCGCCCGUCGACCUCCAUCGUAUGCGAUUUAGUCAACCAAUUUCUCUAAAAAUUAUUCGUGGUACCUCACUUUCUCGGGCAAAUUCCAAAAUGCAGUUUAUUUACAUCCUCCUACCUCUAUUCUAUUCCGUCGGGUCUCUCGCUUCACCCGGACCCAAUGACAAAGUAACUCAGUACAAUUGUGCCAAUCACAUAUACUCCGAAGCUGAGGUCGGAAAUUUCUUCAAAGCUGCAGCAGUUGAACUUGCUAAAACUCAAAUGGGACAACCACCCAAGAUGCCUCUGUUAAACCCCUAUGAACCUAAACCAUCUUCUCCCUCGCUGAAACAUGAAUACUUCUCAUUUUAUGCUGCUAGGUUGAAAGGGUUGAAAGUGAUGAAAUUUGUUGUGAUUAAUGAAGCGCAGAAGCCCGUAAGCAUGGCAUGGGGAAUUAACGCCAAAUAUCCGUGUGAUAAGCGCAUAGUUAAGACGAGUGAAGUAAAAAAACCGUGGAACAGUCACCGACAGGAGCGUUUAUGGCGCGAGCACUUGGGACACCUACCCAGCAAUCUAAGGAGGUAA